CACUAUAUAUAAAUCCACACCCACAAUAUAUAUACGACCAAGAAUUAGUUUUAUUAAUCGCCCAUUUAAUCACCCAUUUGAUGAUGGCUUCAAACCAUGCACUAUUCCUGGAAGAGCCCAAAACUGCCAAUAAUAAUGAUGAUUUAGAGCAGCAACAAGAGAAGAAGAGUGAGAUGGUCGGCGGCACGGCGGGCGGGUUUGAUUAUGCGAAGCGGGCCCCAUGGCUUCGGGCGGCGGUUCUCGGAGCUAACGACGGUUUGGUUUCCACGGCCUCGCUGAUGAUGGGUGUCGGAGCGGUUAAGCAGGACAUCAAGGCCAUGAUCCUGACGGGGUUCGCCGGCAUGGUGGCCGGAGCAUGUUCGAUGGCCAUCGGAGAGUUUGUCUCCGUCUACUCUCAGCGGGACAUGGAGGUUGCCCAGAUGAAGAGGAGCAAGACGGAAAGGCCACCGCCGGAGGAAGAGGAGAACGGUGGCGGCAACGAGGACGCGGUGCUGGCGAAUCCCACGCAGGCGGCGGCGGCAUCGGUGGUGGCCUUUGUAAUGGGAGCAAUGGUUCCGCUGCUGGCGGCGUCGUUCAUAAAGGGGUACAAGGUGAGGGUUGGGGCGGUGGUCGGGGCUGUCACUGCCGCUCUGGUGGCUUUUGGGUGGCUGGGUGCGGCACUUGGUGGCGCUCCCAGGGUUAAAGCUUCGGCCAGGGUUUUGCUUGGAGGAUGGCUGGCCAUGGCUAUAACAUCCGGAUUAACAAAGCUGAUUGGUUUCAAAGGCGAAUAAUACCAGACAAAUUUAUUGUAUGUGAAACACUAAUAGUGUGAACCUUGGUGUCAUCCGUGGUAUGAGAUUAGCACCACCAUGUAAUUAUAUUAGUACCUG
Messenger RNA from Cuscuta campestris, 869 nucleotides. The record is from the annotation of a GenBank genome assembly. NCBI's taxonomy places the organism in Eukaryota, Viridiplantae, Streptophyta, Magnoliopsida, Solanales, Convolvulaceae.